Molecule: messenger RNA, 6152 nt
Organism: Branchiostoma belcheri (Belcher's lancelet)
Lineage: Eukaryota; Metazoa; Chordata; Leptocardii; Amphioxiformes; Branchiostomatidae
Product: poly [ADP-ribose] polymerase 14-like
Exons: 29
Coding region: 100-5019 (1639 amino acids)
Biological process (GO): negative regulation of gene expression
Cellular component (GO): cytoplasm; nucleus
Molecular function (GO): NAD+ poly-ADP-ribosyltransferase activity; RNA binding; transcription corepressor activity
Source: RefSeq, a predicted model, not a curated record
CAACAAUGACGGUUCUCAGAGACAUGUCACCUCACCUGAUGUACAUGUACGCUUGAGCUGCUUUCUUGUUUUUAACGCAGAGGUCUGUAGUCUACCACAAUGGGGGCCGGAGCCAGCAAGAAGACCAAAAGGGGAGCCAAGGACGACUCACCCGCAACAUUUACAGUACCGAGUGCACCACCUCCCCCGCCAGCGUUCAAUCCAGAAUGUCCACCACAAGGAUUACCACCUCAACAGCCACCCCCACAUGCACCUCUGUACCCGUCUGUCCCGACUGGGAACCCAGUGCUACAGCCAAAUCUGCCACCCGGCCCGCACGGUCAUGUAUACGCAGUGCCUCCACACGUUCCUGUGAUGCCACAUCCAGGUCCUCCUGCAGCACCAAGUCCUGAUGGUGGAAACGAAUAUUUUAUGGAAACACCAUCAAUCGAGGUGCUUCGCACUGGGGAGCCUCAAGUCAAUACUGACACACUGAGGAAGUACUUUUCCCAUAAGAAGUCCCACGGAGGCAAAAUCUCGUCCAUAACCGAGGAUGACGACUGCUUUGUAAUAAAAUUUGAGGACAUGGACGUUGCCCAGGAUGUGUUGUCUCACACUCAUGUGCUGGAAGGAACACAGCUGCAUGUUUGCUAUCGCAAAAGCCCAACAAUUGAGGUUAUCACAGAUGGAACUAUUGACCAGGAUCGUCUCAAAAUGUAUUUCAAAAACACACAUGUUUCCGGUGGAGGGCCCAUUGACGGCGAAAUCAAGACAAACGACCAUGGAGUGUGCUACAUCACAUUUCAAAACAAACGAGCGGCCAUCGAUGUAGUCCAGAAAUCCCAUUCAAUUGAUGGACAGCAGGUGGUUGUCUCGGAGAAGCUAAGCCUCAUUGACCGCAGAAGUCUUCUGAUAAAGGACAUCCCCCCUGACUGUAGCAGUGGCCAUCUCAGAGACUACUUGGAAGGCCUUGACAGCGCACAAGGCAGGCUGCAUAUAGCCGGGCUAUAUCGGGGCAACGACGACUCCGUUGCUGUACUGUCUCUACGCCAUGACAUAGAUGGGAAAACGAGGAAUCUAAUAGCGAAAGAAGCUAAACGGGAGCCCCUCAAAAGACAGCACGUCUCAGUCAGCCCCAUGGUGGUGACCAGGAGUGUGCAGCUGUCUGGUAUCAACCAGAAAUUCACGCGAGAUCUUCUCCUCAACUACUUUGAGAACACCGAGAGAAGCGGCGGAGGCAAGGUGCUGGACAUCGCCAUGGACAAGGAAAGAGGAAUGGCUACCAUCUGGUUCAAAGAUCCGACAGUCGUUCAGACCGUCGUGAGGAAACCACAACACCAGUUCGACUGCGGACGUGUCUUCUUAUGUGCGCACUAUGACGUCCUCGGCACCAUAACCGACACUGAAUUCUUCUCAUCUUCCGAGAUGCCAUUCGACCCUAACGUCCCUCGGGUCCUCAAACGCAAUAAACAAACCAUUGCAAACAUCGAGCCGUCAAAGCUAUGCCUACUAAAGAAACAGCUCCCGAGCCUUGCGACAGCUUUCCCAAACGUUGAUUUUGACAUCAAACACGACCACAUCACCAUCGCUGGAGUGGACCAGGAACCGACGAAGGCGCGCGACAAUAUCAAUGAGAAGCUGCAAGAGUUCAAGGAAUGCCGUUGGUCAAUAUCCGAUGACCUCCAGUUCAUCCUUUCCAGAGAUCACACGAAGAAUGCUAUUGACAGUAGUUUGGCUGAAGCAAACGUGCAGAUCGGAGUCCACUUUAGUGUAGAAAAUAACGAAGUAGUCAUUUGGGGUGUUGACGACAGAGCUGUUACCACCGCGGAAAGCUGUGUUAGAUCUACAUUCAAAGAAAGCAGUAUGAAGAUUCCCAAAGAAAUCCUGGAGCUCCGCAAUUGGGAUGAUCUGAUGACCCAAUGUAAGGAAGAUGCCAACAGGAAUGCUACAGUAUCAUACGACAAAACAUCGGGUGUGGUUAACAUUGUAGGCCUCAUUCCCGAAGUCGAUGAAAUCAACAGGAAGUUGGUCAACUUCUUGAAACAGAAUGAUUUUAAAACGUCCGUUGUUCGUGCAGAAAGACCAGUCGUAAACGUUCUGGUUAAACGACAGAAGGACCGCCUGAAAAAGAUUGCGAUCGACAACGAAGUUUCAGUUGAUGAUACGGCAACAGGGUUCAAGAUACUAGGUCCUCAAGAUAGAAUGAAGAAGGUGUCGGAUGAAAUUGAGGACCUUACAUCAAAGGUGAUGAAGACUACAGUGCAGUACAAGAAACCAGGGCUUGGGAAGCUGUUCACUGAUGACACAUUCAAGAUGCAAUUGAAAAAGAUAGAAGAUGACCAAGGAUGCGCGAUACAGUUCGACUGCAAGACAAAGCCACCGUUGUUAAGAGACAAAACUAAACUAAAAGACUUUCGGCCCUCCAGACCAUCUGUUGGCGGUUCCAGCAAUGGACCUAUCUCUGUAGACAUUGGGCAAGGCAAUAUCGAGUCGGAGUCUGCGGAUGUGAUCGUUAACCCCGUCACCAACAACUCAGCCUUCACAGUUGUUGGGGGUGCUCUUGUAAAAGUUGGAGGCCAACGUGUCAAGGACGAGUUUGAAAGGAAUUGGAGUAAAAGACUCAACGGUGUCCUUUUAGCAGAUGCAGGUACACUUCGAUGUAAAACUGUUGCCCAUAUGGAGCUUCCUUCAAAGGACAAACUAAAGGAUGCAGUCUGCCAGUGUCUUGUCCUCAGUGCUCAGGCCGGAAUGAAGUCAAUUGCAUUCCCUGCGAUUGGGACAGGCAGAUACGGGAUAACAUCAAUUGAGUCAGCGAAGGCAAUCCGAGACGGCAUUGAGAAGUUUCUCCACCAGAACCCAGCUCCCCUCCUCACCGACAUCAGACUCACUGUCUUCGUCCAGCAGAUGGUUGCAGACUACAAGGCUGAAUUCCGUACACCUCUUGGCGGUUCCCCCAACACAGGUAUAACAAGACCAUCACCAGGUCAACAAGAGAUGAAGUUUGGUGCCAUACAAAUGCAAGUCCAACAAGGCGACAUCAGUAAAGAGAGAACAGAGGUUGUUGUCAGCACUAUCCUUAAGGACAUGGAGUUCACGGUUGUAACAAAAGCCCUUGUAACAGCUGGUGGACAGUCCAUAGCUGAUCAGCUGAAGACAGCAUGGCCAAGCCGAACCGAUAGAUUUGUAUUCACGGACGCCGGAACACUUCCGAUCAAGAAAGUUGCCCAUAUGGUCUUACCCAGUGCCUCUGAACUCAAAGACGCGGUAGCAUCCUGUUUGAGGGCCGCUGACAAGCUUGGAAUGAAGUCAAUAUCAUUCCCAGCAAUAGGAACAGGUGGCACGAUGUCGGUGGCGGAGAGUGCAAAAGGGAUAUACAGCGGGGUCCAGGAGUUCGGCUCACAGUGCAAUCCAAAGAGCUUGAAACUUGUGCGGGUCACCAUCUUCGACGGUAAAAUGCUGGGAACGUUCCACUCAACCAUGCAACAGUUCACCACAGCCAGCUACAAUCCUCCAACCUUAGGGGCACCUACGGGUAGGAUUGGGAAUGUUGCUGUUGAAAUACAACAGGGAGACCUAGCCAAGGAGACAACAGACGCAAUUGUCAACCCUGUUAAUACCGAUGGAGGGUUCUUCGUUGUCGGCAACGCCCUUGAACAAGUGGGUGGACCAACGAUAAGGACUGACUGCCAAACGUCCUGGAAGCAGCGAACUAAUGAAGUGCUGGUGACAGAUGGGGGUAACCUUCCAUGCAAGAAGGUCAUACACGCGGUGUGUCCAAACGCAAGAGCCAUGAAAGGGAGGGUGCUUGAGUGUCUGCUGCAGGCAGAAGUGAAAGGACUUGCCUCAGUAUCCUUCCCCGCCAUUGGCACAGGUGGAUUUGGUGUAAGCGUUGCAGAUGCUGCGAGGGAAACAAUCCUGGGGAUAAAAGAGUUUGCUAUCACAUGUAGCCCCAAAAUCGUGAAACUUGUGCGAGUGACAGUCUUCCAAGCACAGAUGGUUGCAGAAUUUCAGAAUGCAUUGCAAGCUGCAGUUCCAAAACCAUCAGUUGCUCCAGCAGCCCCAACACCACAACCUGCCAAAAUGACACCCCAGACAGACGUGGAACAAGUCGUUGAUGUGACGUUCUAUGCCUGCGACAAACGGGACACAGACACCGCCAUCCAGAAAGUGUCCGGAACCAUCGACAAACACAUGACCAGGGAGCGUGUGGAUGACGACCGCCUCAAACCGACCAUACGACACUUGCAACAAAAUGAAAAGGAAAGCAUCAUUCAAAUGGGGGCAGACUAUUAUCUUGUUCUUGUGACAAUUACAGGCCAUGAUAUUGUAAUGGUAGGGCUGAAAGAUGAUGUGGCAGAGGCGCGGAGGAAAAUUGAGAGCUUUUUGUGGGAGAAGAAAACCGCUUAUGACACAGAGCAACUGAAGAAAGACAUUAUCAAGGUCCCUGACUACUGGGCCACGCCUCCCCGGCACGUUAAAGGAGCGUACAUGCACCUACUCAACGAUACGUCACAAGAGUACAAAGAUGUCCAAAGUCACUUCCUCGUCAGUGUCGGUUACCAGCCUCAGAUUGUAUCCAUAUCUAGGGUACAAAAUGAGUCAAAAUAUAAAGCGUACAUAACGGAAUUAAAGGAGAGACGAAAAACGUGCGCGCGGAGAAAUAUCGAAGAGCUCCUGUACCACGGCACAGCAGCCGAAGCGGUUGACAACAUCAAUCAAGGAGGAUUCAACAGGAGCUAUUGCGGGAAAAAUGCAACAGCCUAUGGAGAUGGGGUUUACUUCGCCAAACAUGCAAGCUACUCAGCACAAGACACGUAUUCACCACCAGACGCGCAAGGCGACAAGCACAUCUACCAGGCGAGGGUGAUUGUCGGAGAAUACACCGCAGGGAAGUCCGGUCUUUUGGAGCCGCCGCCCAAGAACCCGUCAAAUGCAGCAGUUCGGUAUGACUCGGUCGUGGACAAUGUGAAAAAUCCAAGUAUUUUUGUCGUGUUCCACGACACUGACGCGUAUCCAGAAUACCAUAUUGUCUUCAAAUAGGUUGUCAUUAUGAAUGAAUAAUUGUUAGGACUUGACUUGAAUGAUUAUUCUACCCUGGGUACAAUUCUUACGCUUGGAAAGUUGCGGGAUCUUCUUUUUGGAAUUGCAGAUACGUGUAUUAGCGUGCUUGAGAAGUGGACUCUAAAAGCACAGUUGAAAGCAUUGAAUUUCACACAUCUUUCAGCACCAAGGACAGACAUGUAAAUGAACACCGCACUGUUGUAUGUGGCACUCACAUUUGCUUUUCCAUGGAUACAAACCAGUGUAAUCUAUAGUGAAUAUAUUAGAAAUACUGUUAUAUAAUGUAACAUAAGUCAACACCACAGGGUGUCUCCUACAGUACCAGUUACCAUGGUGACAGACGCCUUGUUUGACUUUAUUUGUUAGGCCACACCAAUUUAAUUUGUUGGUUCUCGGAUUUUUUCAUGAAAAAUGUAAAGCGACAGGGCGAAAAAAAACAUGCCCAAAUGGUAAAGCUAAGGCUGGAAAAAGGGAUUGAAAACAAAGCUAUGACUAUACAUGCUAAAACAUUGCUGUUUUAUAGCCUAUGUAUCAAGGAUCAAUUGUCAUUGAUGUUAUUGAUUUCUAAUUAACAAGAAUUAAUUUUUUUUUCAUUUUGAGAUUUUUUGAAGCGGCGAUUCCGAGAACCAACAAGUUAAAUUGGUGUGGCCUUAGGAACAGAAGAAAAAGAGAAAAGGCUGCUCACAAUAGCAUCCCGAUUAGUGGUGAGUUUAACAUGUGCCAAAAGCAUUGCAUGUAGAUCUAAGCCAUUGACACUUUUGAUUGUAUUCAGAAUCUGGAAGUAUGAAUUUAUUGUUCUUUUUAUGCCCGAACUACACAACACAGAACAAUGCAUGAUGACAAAUAUAUAUAAUCCCUUUCAAAAGUCCAAACAUUUUUAUCCUAUAUGUUGUACAUAUGCAUACCAACAUGUACUUUUAGAACCAUGUACAUGUACCUACACUUGAUACAAGCAAACGCUUAGACAAGUGAACACAAUUUCGAGUAAUGAUAUCAUGAAGCAUCAAUGUGCAUUUAUUUCUUCUAUUCUCAACAUAUCUUUCUUAUUUACUUUGAAUAAAUUGAUCAAGCAGAUACAUGCUGUACAUUUGCGGGUCUUUUAUUCCGCAAGU